Microplitis demolitor is the source of this 381-nucleotide messenger RNA. RefSeq names its product adenine phosphoribosyltransferase-like. Bases 1 to 381 code for a protein of 126 amino acids. Gene Ontology annotation, cellular component: cytoplasm. Gene Ontology annotation, molecular function: AMP binding; adenine binding; adenine phosphoribosyltransferase activity. The transcript is spliced from 5 exons. The record is from RefSeq and is a predicted model, not a curated record. Gene Ontology annotation, biological process: adenine salvage; AMP salvage. Lineage: Eukaryota; Metazoa; Arthropoda; Insecta; Hymenoptera; Braconidae.
AUGUGUAUGGGGGUAUUAAAGGACAUAUUUGGAGUUUAUCAAAAUGUGACAGCUAUGCGUGCGAUGAAUGAUUUACUUAUUGAUCAUGUUAAAUCAUUGAAAAAUGUUGAUGUAAUCGUAGGAUUGGAUUCACGUGGUUUUCUUUUAGGACCAAUAUUAAGUACUGAGCUCGGAAAACCUUUUGUUCCUAUCAGAAAGAAAGGAAAAUUACCAGGAAAUAUUAAACGCGAGAGUUAUACUUUAGAGUAUGGUGAGGCUACAGUUGAAAUCCAAACAGACAGUAUAAGUAAAGGAAAAAAAGUAUUAAUUGUUGAUGAUCUACUAGCGACUGGAGUCAUUGGUUUGAAGAAAGCAGCUAAAAAAACAUUAAAAUUAACUUGA